AUGGGCACCGGCAUCGUAUCCAUCCUCCUCCAAUUCUUCUCCACCAUCUACCCCCGCCACGAGCCCUUGCUCCGAAUCCUCAGCAUCAUCUUCUUCGUCCUGAACGUCUUCUUCUUCGCCGUCAUCUCCGUCACCACGAUCCUCCGCUACUCCCUGUAUCCCCAGACGUGGCUCCUCAUGGUCCGGCAUCCCGUCCAAUCCCUCUUCCUGGGCGCCAUCCCCAUGGGUUUCGCCACCAUCAUCAACAUGUUCGUCAACGUCUGCGUUCCGGCAUGGGGCGGACGCACCAUCCAAGUCGCCUGGGCCCUGUGGUGGAUCGAUGCCGCAGUCAGUAUAUUAUGCAACGUCUGGCUGCCCUUCCAAAUGAUAAUCACGCACAAGAACCGCCCAGAAACCAUGACAGCAGCCUGGCUCCUCCCCAUCGUCGCGCCCAUCGUCUCCGCCGCCAGCGGCGCCCUCGUCGCCUCGGCGCUGCCCAACCCCUCCCACGCCCUCUGGACCCUAAUCACCAGCUACGUCCUCUGGGCCACAGGCAUCCCGCUCGCCCUCGCCGUCCUCGUCAUCUACUUCCACCGCCUAACCAUGCACAGCCUGCCCCCUCAAGAAGCCAUCGUGAGCGUCUUCCUCCCGCUCGGCCCCCUGGGCCAGGGCGGCUACGCCGCCAUGAAGCUCGGCCUCGUCGCGAGGACCGUGUUCCCUCUCACGCGGACGCUGCAUCCGCUUGCCGGCGACGUUUUCUACGUCUUGGGUUUCGCCGUCGCGAUGGUGCUGUGGGGGUUCGGUCUCGUGUGGCUGUUUUUCGCCGUCGCGGGGAUUAGUCAUUCGAGGAGGUUCCCGUUUAAUAUGGGCUGGUGGGGUUUCACGUUUCCGUUGGGCGUGUAUGCGAUGGCGACGUUGGUCAUGGGGACCGAGUUGCCGUCCGGGUUUUUUAGGGUCCUGGGGACGGUCUUCGGAAUAUGCGUCGUCGUGCUCUGGCUCAUCGUCGCCGUGGGCACCCUGCGCUACUCGCUCAAAGGCGCGCUGUUCGAGGCCCCGUGUCUGCGGGAGAUGGAAAAGGCGAAAGGGUUCCCGAUGGAUUGGGUGCUGGACCGGGAUUCCCGGGCUUGA
Messenger RNA from Westerdykella ornata, 1107 nucleotides. Its product is annotated as C4-dicarboxylate transporter/malic acid transport protein. The transcript is spliced from 3 exons. The coding region runs from base 1 to 1107 and encodes 368 amino acids. Gene Ontology annotation, biological process: transmembrane transport; sulfite transmembrane transport. The record is from RefSeq and is a predicted model, not a curated record. Gene Ontology annotation, cellular component: plasma membrane. Lineage: Eukaryota; Fungi; Ascomycota; Dothideomycetes; Pleosporales; Sporormiaceae. Gene Ontology annotation, molecular function: sulfite transmembrane transporter activity.